This is a messenger RNA of Didymella exigua CBS 183.55, 1877 nucleotides long. RefSeq names its product Zn-dependent exopeptidase. The record is from RefSeq and is a predicted model, not a curated record. Lineage: Eukaryota; Fungi; Ascomycota; Dothideomycetes; Pleosporales; Didymellaceae. Gene Ontology annotation, molecular function: aminopeptidase activity; metalloexopeptidase activity. The transcript is spliced from 2 exons. The coding region runs from base 281 to 1798 and encodes 505 amino acids. Gene Ontology annotation, biological process: proteolysis.
AUUACGUUCAUCUCCUUCCCCAUGUAUCACAGUAGGCCACAUGUCAUCACGCAGCCAAGACUUCAAGUACCUAUCACCUGGUCACUGGCCGCUGCGUCUCGUUCCUGAGGGACAGAUCGUUGGGAAUUGGAUAGCAGCUGCCUGUAUGGGUUAGAGGGCGAUGUGCAUCAAUUGAGAGGGCGACGAGUUGCUUGGGCCGAGUGCGAGGAGUAUAUAUGAUGCUAUGUUCUCUGGUUAGGAUGAGCAGCUCUUUCCUCGUUUAAGCUUUGCAAUUGUCAAGAUGAGGUUCGAUUUGCUCAUUGCCGGUGCCGGCCUGGUCUCUUCUGUCAGCGCUGCAAAGCCUAACAAAUUUGUCAACCAGAAGGACUUGAUCAAGGAUGUCAAGCUCAAGAAUCUGAUCAAGGGUUCUGAGAAGCUCCAGAGGAUGGCCGACAAAUACGGUGGAAACCGAGCAUUCGGCGGCGGCGGUCACAACGCCACCACUGAAUGGCUCUACGACAGCUUGAAAAAGUACGGCGAUGACUACUGGGAGGUUUACAAGCAGCCCUUCGUUGAGCUCUUCACUGCCGCGACCGUCAAGCUCACAGUUGCCGGCGCCGACACACAGGCCGACUACCUCACCUACGGCCCUGCCGCCAACAACGUCGGCGGUAACCUCGUCAAAGUUAACAACCUAGGCUGCGAUGCUGCUGAUUACCCCGCCGGCGUCUCUGGCAACUUGGCGCUUAUCUCGCGUGGAACAUGCACCUUCGCCCUCAAAGCCGCCAACGCGAAGACUGCCGGCGCCUCCGGUGCUAUCAUCUACAACAACGUUCCAGCUCAGCCUCUCGCCGGAACUCUCGGUGGAGACGGCGACUACACGCCUGUGGUUGGUGUUACGCAGGAGAUCGGUAACGAACUCCUUGCCAAGGUGGGCAACAGCACCGCUGUACCCGCGACCCUUUUCAUCGACACAAUCCGCGAGAACCGCACCAACUACAAUGUGAUUGCCGAGACCAAGGGUGGAGAUAAGAGCAACAUCCUUAUGAUCGGUGGACACACCGAUUCCGUGUACGCCGGUCCCGGAAUCAACGACGACGGCUCCGGCACAAUCGGCGUUCUCGUUGUCGCCGAGGCGCUCGCAAAGUACAAAGUCAAGAACGCCGUGCGUCUCGGAUUCUGGGGCGCAGAAGAGUUCGGUAAGCUGGGCUCUUUCCACUACCUCAAGACACUGAACGGCUCUAUCUCCGGAGGUCCAGAAGAGGUCAGCAAGAUCCGCGCAUACCUCAACUUCGACAUGAUCGCGUCGCCGAACUACGUCUACGGCAUCUACGACGGCGAUGGCAGUGCCUUUAACUUCUCCGGCCCCGCGGGUUCUGACACCAUCGAGAAGGACUUCGAGAAGUUCUACGAGGCGAACGGUGAGGCUCAUGUCCCGAGUUUGUUCACUCUGCGCUCCGAUUAUGCCGCCUUCCUUGAGAAUGGCAUCCCCUCCGGCGGCCUAUUCACCGGCGCUGAGGUCCUGAAGACGGAGGAGGAGGCGCAGAUGUUUGGUGGCGAGGCGGGUGUUGCGCUCGAUGCUUGUUACCACCAGAAGUGCGAUGACAUUAACAACUUGAACCAUGACGCGUACCUACUCAACACCCAGAGUAUCGCAAACUCAGUGGCCAAGUAUUCAAUGAGCUGGGAUGGUAUUCCGAGGCCUAACGCUACGUUGAGGAAGAGGGAUGCUGGCAAGGCGCGGUUUGCGGCGCGCUUUGAUAAGGGCGGACAUGACCACCAUGGCCAGCCUUGCGGCGCUGGACACGAUGAGUUGUAGUUCUUUUGUUAUUAGCGAUGAUACCAUGAUCAGAUGAUGUUGUAGCUAUAUGAAAAGUAAUACAUGUGAUUGAACACCA